This is a messenger RNA of Aspergillus sclerotioniger CBS 115572, 1577 nucleotides long. RefSeq names its product wax synthase family protein. The record is from RefSeq and is a predicted model, not a curated record. Bases 375 to 1577 code for a protein of 400 amino acids. NCBI's taxonomy places the organism in Eukaryota, Fungi, Ascomycota, Eurotiomycetes, Eurotiales, Aspergillaceae. Gene Ontology annotation, biological process: lipid metabolic process. The transcript is spliced from 2 exons.
GCAGCAACAAGCACUGUCAUAUCGUCACACUUGUUGAGAGUUGGCGCCUGCUGCAGGUAAGCAGGCUGACUGCAGGCUUUCCGUUGCAUCUCAUCUCCACUGUACACCUCUAUCCCGGCUUCGAAAAUUACGGUUUACGACCGGCGGGACGGUAUCGUUCGUACUGCGGCGAUAUUCGGCAGCGCCAUGCUUGCCCUCAAACCAUCAGUUGGCUGAUCGGCGCGAGUCAGCCGGCAAGGAAGGCGCUUUUUGGGUGGUGUAGGUGAUACAAAAGAGAUGAUUGCACUUCCUUGAAAUAAAGACUCUCACCCUUCAAGAAUGCUGUCUUUCGGACAUUGUCUCUUGAUUUCUCCUUUCAUCACCCCAGACCCAGAAUGCCUCUUAACCCUCUCUCGUCAAUUGGGCUUCAAACCGCCGUUGUGGUGACAACGAUUGGGUUUACCUCGGCUCAUUCGGCCCUGAGGCCCGGUGCUCUGCUUCUCGCUGGAAUUUGCACUGGCCACUGUAUCUCCACGGCCAUUGAUUACUUCAUUCGCUCGCCCUGGGCUAGCCUCGCGGGAGGUUACUCCGUGAUGCUCCUCCUCCAUUUUGUCGAUAUCGGGCUCCUCACACGAUGGGAAUUUCCUCCGACCAACCGCCGCGACAAGAUUGCCGCCGAGUCGUCGCGUGAGCAUUCGCAGGGGGUAUCAAUCCCGUCAUGGGCGGACCGACUACGUUUUGGCAUUUCGGCUUCAAUAAAUGCGCGAUGCAUCGGGACACCCGAUCAAGUCCGCAACAUUUAUCCGUCGCACCAUCAAGGUCGAGCCGCCUUCCUUUAUCGAACGGCUGGGUUCGCGAUCCUCAGCUACGUAUUCCUCGACUUUUUCGGAAUCAUGGAAGAUCCGGAAAUAGGAAAUCGCUUCCUUGUCGCAUCUCGAGUACCAAUAUUCCGGCGCUUGUCUGAACUUACUGCGGAGGAGGUGAUCAUUCGAAUCUUGUUCACUGCCUCAACUGCGGUUGCGCUUGUGAGUAUUCAGGGAGGUAUCUACAACCUUUUUGCAUUUACAAGUGUACUCUCCGGAUUCAGUGAGCCACAAGAGUGGCCUUCUUUCUACGGAUCACUAUCGGAUGCUUAUAGUUUGCGAAGGGUAUGGAGUCGCGUCUGGCACCAGUGCAAUACCCACAAGUUUCGCGCCAUUGCCCGAUAUCUGACCCGGGAUGUCCUUGGCUUCUCCUCGGGAACCCUAAAAGGUCAAUAUGCACAGGUCCUGACGGUAUUCGCAGUAUCGUCUGUCAUGCAUCUUCUUAUUGAUCUAUCGGCGGGCGUAUCAAUCUCGAAAUCCGGGGCCUUGCAAUUCUUCGGCACACAAGCAUUGGGCAUCGUUGUGGAGGACUUGGUCAGCCGGAUGUAUUCUGCACUACGAGGCCUUUCCCCCAAUCGAUCGGUUUCUAAGGGGGAACGGUUCCUAGGGUUCCUCUGGGUGGGCGGUUUCCUGGUCUGGUCGCUGCCCUCAUAUAUUUAUCCACUGUUGUAUCGGACUAACAUGGGCGAAAAUGAUUGUGUGGUACCGGUGAGCAUCAUAGGAUCUUUGCUGUGA